Molecule: messenger RNA, 1687 nt
Organism: Suillus subalutaceus
Lineage: Eukaryota; Fungi; Basidiomycota; Agaricomycetes; Boletales; Suillaceae
Exons: 7
Coding region: 284-1603 (439 amino acids)
Source: RefSeq, a predicted model, not a curated record
CGGGGCUUCAUUCCGAGAAGUGACAGUGUGCGCGCCUACUCUAUCCAAGACCUCAUGAUGGUCCGCGUUUAGCCGUGCAUAUCUCCCAGCUUUCACCGGUCACCUCGCAGCUUGUGCCCUCCGUUCGCAUUCGUCGUCACUGUUUUCUCUCCUGGUUCCAUUCACUACCGCCAGCGGUCGGCUUACAGGUCAUUGCUUCACUGCCAUCUCGAUCGCGUUUCUGGCUCUGUAACAUCUUUCGCACAGCUUCUUCAUAAGCUCUCUCAACCUCGCUAGCAGCAAAAUGACAUCAUGUUCAGGUUGGUCCGUGAACACCCAGGGGACAUCGCCAUGUGACAUAGCGUCGUCGGUGUACAAGUCAUGCCCGAAUAAUACAAGUAAUACCACCCUCCCUUCCUCUUCUGAAAACUCCUUCGUUCCCGUUACCUCAAAUGCGACCCUAUGCACUUGUUCCUGGGCAAGUUACAACUUGAUAAGUGCCUGUACGUUUUGUGUCCCGGGCUCCCCCUCUUUGGUGAGUUGGGAUGCAUGGAUAGAGAAUUGCGGUGGAUUGACGUCAACAACAACAUACUUUCCUUGGGAUUCGGGAAUAAGGCUCCCUUCUAACACCGCAAUAAUACCUUAUUAUGCGAGCUACAAUCCUAGUAACUACCCCGAUGGGACAUUUAACGAGCCCGUUGCCUCUGGCAUAAGCUCUGCGUCAAACCCCAACUUGAAUGGAUCACCCCUUCCCAGCCCUUCGUCCUCUUCGGGUUCAUCAUCCAGUUCAGGGAAUCCUGUUGGUCCGAUUGUUGGAGGUGUCGUCGGGGGAACGGUUCUUCUGCUUCUGUUAUGCGGCUUCUUCUGCUUCAUUAUUUGCCGGAAGCGCAGAAGAGCAGCGCAAUUCCCGUCCAAGGCCACACCGCAUACAUGGAAUGAUCCACCCUUUGCUGUGGCGACCAACGACUCAACGACUCGCGCUCCCCUCGCACCGUCGGGAUACCCUCAGACAUCAGCUGCGAUGUCUACCUCUCCUUACGCUAUUCAGUCUAAUCAUAUUCGCAACGUUCCUUCAGUAACGAGUCUCCAUUCGCUCCACGUCGCUUCACCCACUUCCUCUGGGCAUGCUAUGCCUUUGUCCCCCCAUAUUACCUCUGUGUUAUCACCCGUCAGCGAUGCAGCCGAUGUGAUCACUCCAUUCCUAGCCACCCAACCGUCAAGCCGACCAGGCACACCAGACAGAAAGAGCGCCCAAAACCACGGUGAACCUGCGCAUGAGCGCGCCGCGUCACCGCAAUCUCAAAGAUCACGCAUGAACCCGCCCCCUUAUACCUCAUCAUCUCCCACGUCCUCAGACCAUGCCCGCACUGGGUCCAUCUCUUCCAGGAGGCUUUCUGUCUUGAGGCACUUCAGGCGGGAAGGCGGCUCAGGGGACACGACCAUCAACUCGGUCAUGGGCCAGAGGCCGACGCACUCCCCGAGAAUGCGCUCUGGAACGAGUGCUGAGAGCGCCAGAAGUGACUCGACCACUAGGAGUGUGAGCGACAAUGGUCGGAGUAUGAGGACUGCCCUUGAACGCACUACAACGACGGCUGCUUCAAGUUCGCGUCGGCCUGCCGUGUAAAGAAUAUCUUUGUAUUUGUUUCUUCUUCUUGGACUCUCGUUUAUCUUCCAUUGGGUGUAGACAAUACGCGCGGUAUCGAACUGU